Messenger RNA from Drosophila hydei, 947 nucleotides. RefSeq names its product lysozyme 1B. The transcript has a single exon. The coding region runs from base 416 to 922 and encodes 168 amino acids. Gene Ontology annotation, molecular function: lysozyme activity. The record is from RefSeq and is a predicted model, not a curated record. NCBI's taxonomy places the organism in Eukaryota, Metazoa, Arthropoda, Insecta, Diptera, Drosophilidae.
UUCAUAUAUGUUUGCAUGUCGAUAGAAGUUAAUUAUAGUUGCUUGAAGCAGCAUUAAAACAAUUCAAACCCGUUUUAAAUUGACCUCCAGACUAGAGAUGGCAGCGUGCAUAAAAUGAAAAUUAAAUAUUGAUUAGGGAUUUGGUAUGGUGGAGGUAUAGCGCAGAGAACUGAGUCCUCAUGAGAACUGCUUAGAGAGGCGUUGUUUUGAAAUUAAAUUCAUUUUACUUCAGGAAUUCUCAAUAAAAUUCUGUAAAUUUCCACUAAAUUCGAAAGCAUAGUAAAUAUCUUAUAUGUAGUUUUUUUUUCGUGCAUCUAUGAAUAUGACGUUGAUAGCUUGACCAUCUCUAUGCCAUUGAGCUACAAGUGUCUUGAUUCACAGAGUUAGCUUUGUAGUUAAAUGUUAGUUUAGUAUAAUGAAUAAGUUUGCUCUGGCCAGCUGGAUGUGCCUGCUAGGCUUCAGCUCUAUGUUAGCCGUACGUUUAGAGCCGUGCGACUUAGCUGGACAGCUUUAUAUAUUGGAUGUGCCCAAAGUGGAGCUGUCCCAAUGGCUGUGCAUAGCCGAUUUCGAGAGUCGCUUUAAUACCCAUGUUAUUGGACGGGCCAAUGCGGAUGGCAGUCUGGACUAUGGACUCUUUCAGAUCAGCGAUCGAUAUUGGUGUGCUCCGCCGGAAGAAACGCUCUACCACGCCUUCAACGGAUGCAAUGUGAACUGCACCGAGCUCUUGAGUGAUAAUAUCACAACGGCCGUUCGAUGUGCCCAGCUUAUCAAGAAACAACAGGGCUGGACGGCUUGGUCUGUUUAUGCGGAAUUCUGCAAUGGAACUCUGACAGAUACGGACAAGUGUUUCCAACCAAUGGAAAUGACAACCGAGCAGAUUACGGAAGUAGAAACGACGACUGCUGACACGGAAAUUAAUUAAGCUGUUCUCAUUUUUUUAUUCUGCU